UACUUCUAUCAAGGCAAGUAAAUAAACUCACACGACGCCGUUUCAUUCCUCCUUGCCAAUAUCAAUCAACGUCCUCACUCCUCUAGUUCAUAAAGUCUACCUCGGCAGCUGUGAGUCAAAGACCUAUUACACGCACGCAGAAAUGCUUACGGUCAAUCCGGCCGGUCCUUCGAAGUCUGGCGUCGCCAGAGGGAUCUUCCGGCGAACUCCGGCGAUCUCCGGGGAGAGCCCCAGAGCCCGGAGGUCCUGUGUACGGGUCAAAGAGAACGGGUCAAUCCGGGCAGUGAUCAGCAGUGGGGACAAGGCUUUGGAGGCUGCGAGUCCAUUGGAGAGCAAAGAGAGUAAUGGGUCUUUGUUGUCUUCGGGAGGAGGGAUCGAAGUGAGGGCAGUGGUGACGGUGAGGAAGAAGAUGAAGGAGAAGAUCACGGAGAAGAUAGAGGACCAGUGGGAGUUCUUUGUCAACGGGUUUGGCAAGGGGAUUCUCAUUCACCUCAUAAGCCAAGAGAUUGAUCCCGAUACCAAUUCAGGAAAGAGUGUGCAGUCCUCUGUUAGAGGAUGGUUGACGAGGCCAUUGAGCAAUCCCCACAUUGUUGAAUAUGCUGCUAAACUCACUGUCCCGCAUGACUUUGGGUGUCCUGGCGCUAUUCUCCUUACAAAUCUUCACAGCAAGGAGUUCUACUUGCUGGAGAUUGUCAUUCAUGGCUUUGAUGGAGGGCCCAUCUUCUUCCCAGCCAAUACAUGGAUCCAUUCACGGAAAGAUAAUCCUGAAAGUAGAAUUAUCUUCAAAAAUCAAGCAUACUUACCAUCACAAACACCACCUGGCAUAAAAGAUCUUCGACGUGAAGACUUAUUGAGCAUUCGGGGUAAUGGGAAGGGUGAGAGAAAGCCACAUGAUAGGAUUUAUGAUUAUGAUCUCUAUAAUGAUUUGGGUAAUCCGGACAAGGAUGAAGAUCUUGCUAGGCCCGUACUGGGUAGUGAGGAGUGGCCUUAUCCAAGGCGCUGCAGAACUGGCCGGCCUCCAACAGGGUCAGAUCCACUUUCUGAGACCAGGAUCGAAAAGCCCCAUCCAGUGUAUGUUCCUCGAGAUGAAACUUUUGAGGAGAUUAAGCAGAAUACUUUCUCGGCAGGAAGGUUGAAAGCCGUGCUUCACAACCUUAUACCAUCUAUUGCUGCGACAUUGUCAAGUUCGGACAUCUCUUUUAAGUGCUUUUCUGAUAUUGAUAAGCUAUAUAAUGAUGGUUUUAUCUUGAAAGAGGACGAGCAUAAAGAUUUAGUUGAGAAUCGGUAUGUGGGCAAGAUGGUGAAAGAGGUUAUGAGCAUUGGCCAAAGGUUGUUGAAGUAUGAAACCCCGGCCAUUAUAAAAAGAGAUAGAUUUGCUUGGUUGCGAGACAACGAAUUUGCACGUCAGAGUUUAGCUGGGGUCAAUCCGGUGAACAUCGAGCUUUUGAAGGAAUUUCCAAUCCUCAGCAAGCUAGACCCUGCCGUCUACGGCCCUCCAGAGUCAGCUCUCACAAAAGAAUUGAUAGAGCAAGAACUCAACGGAUUGAGUUUGGAAAAGGCUAUUGAGGACAAGAGACUGUUUAUACUCGACUACCAUGACAUGCUUUUGCCUUUCGUCAAGAAGAUUAACUCUUUGCCCAGCAGGAAAACUUAUGCUUCUAGGACAAUUUUUUUCUAUACCAAGACCGGUUUUCUGAGGCCUAUAGCUAUUGAGCUUUCACUUCCCCCAACGCCUUCCUCACCUCGAAAUAAACAUGUUUACACUCACGGGCAUGCUGCUACCACGCAUUGGACCUGGAAGCUAGCCAAAGCUCAUGUUUGCUCAAAUGACGCUGGUGUCCAUCAACUAGUGAAUCACUGGUUGAGGACUCAUGCUACCAUGGAGUCUUAUAUAAUUGCAACUCAUAGGCAGCUCAGUUCAAUGCACCCCAUUUACAAGCUACUCCACCCUCAUAUGCGCUACACACUAGAAAUUAAUGCACUUGCACGGCAAGGUCUAAUAAAUGGAGGGGGAAUAAUUGAGGCUUGUUUCAGUCCAGGAAAGUAUGCCAUGGAGCUUAGCUCUGCAGCCUACAAGAGGUUGUGGCGGUUUGACAUUGAUGCUUUGCCAGCAGAUCUUAUUCGGAGGGGCAUGGCAGUGGAGGAUCCGUCGAUGCCCUGUGGUGUGAGACUUGUAAUUGAAGACUACCCUUAUGCUGCAGAUGGCCUCCUAGUAUGGUCGGCAAUUGAAGAAUGGGUAGACAAUUAUGUCAACCAUUUCUACAGUGAGCCAAAUUCUGUCACUUCUGAUCUUGAGCUCCAAGCCUGGUGGGAUGAAAUCAAGAACAAGGGUCACCAUGACAAAAGGAAUGAGCCCUGGUGGCCUAAACUGAAUACCAAGGAGGACUUAUCUGGUAUUCUUACCACAAUGAUUUGGAUUGCUUCUGGUCAGCAUGCAGCUAUCAACUUUGGGCAGUACCCGUUCGGAGGAUAUGUCCCAAACCGUCCUACCCUUUUGAGAAGACUCAUUCCACAAGAAACUGACUCUGAUUAUGAGAAGUUUAUUCUAAACCCUCAGCAUACCUUCCUAUCUUCCUUGCCGACUCAACUUCAAGCGACCAAGGUAAUGGCAAUUCAAGACACCCUCUCCACUCACUCUGCAGAUGAAGAGUACCUGGGUCAGGUGAACCGGCUACACAGCCAUUGGAUCAAUGAUCAUCAAGUUUUGAAAAUGUUCAAUAAAUUCUCUGCUAGACUAGAGGAGAUAGAGGAGAUAAUAAAUGAAAGAAAUAAAAACAGUCAUCUUAAAAAUAGAAGUGGUGCAGGUGUUCCCCCCUAUGAACUGUUUCUUCCCACUUCCGGGCCGGGAGUCACGGGUCGCGGAAUCCCCAAUAGCGUCUCUAUUUGAUGACUUUAGCUGGUGUGAAAGGUUUACUAGGUCCUCAUCUCGUAGUUAUAGCCAUCUUUGGUGCUUACUAUUGCUUUGUCAAAAGCCUGUAAAUCUAGGAGUUCUUUAUGAAUAUUCUAUUCUCCAUUAUAAGUACAUCUUUUCAGCU
Alnus glutinosa is the source of this 3035-nucleotide messenger RNA. RefSeq names its product lipoxygenase 6, chloroplastic. Gene Ontology annotation, biological process: lipid oxidation. Gene Ontology annotation, molecular function: metal ion binding; protein binding; oxidoreductase activity, acting on single donors with incorporation of molecular oxygen, incorporation of two atoms of oxygen. NCBI's taxonomy places the organism in Eukaryota, Viridiplantae, Streptophyta, Magnoliopsida, Fagales, Betulaceae. Bases 143 to 2887 code for a protein of 914 amino acids. The transcript is spliced from 9 exons. The record is from RefSeq and is a predicted model, not a curated record.